Pieris macdunnoughi is the source of this 1425-nucleotide messenger RNA. The record is from the annotation of a GenBank genome assembly. NCBI's taxonomy places the organism in Eukaryota, Metazoa, Arthropoda, Insecta, Lepidoptera, Pieridae.
AUGCAUGAGACAUUACUAAAAAGUGACAAUGACAAAGAAGAAAUUCUGGAUAAAAUAAAUAGCCGAAGAAAUAAAGUAGCAUCGGGUGCCAUACGGUCAUUGCCACCUGCUAAAAAUAUGCUGAAAUUGGGGUGGAAUGAUGAAUUGGCGUUUUUGGCACAGCGUUGGGCUGAUCAAUGCUUGAGUAACGACUUGAUGGAUGAGUGUACAGGUAACGGAACAAUCGGUCAAAACAUUGGCACACUGUACGGUGAAGCACCGAGACUCAGUCCCGCAACAUUAGUCGAUCUGUGGUAUAUGGAGUUACUUAGUUUUAAUUCAAACAUCAUAUCUGAUUAUCGACCUUCUACAACGUCACGCCUCGCCCACUAUGAGUAUUUCACCCAACUUAUAUGGGCAAAUAAUAGAGAAGUUGGAUGCGGCGCUGUCAAAUUUCAGGAAAGAUCAGGAAAUAAAAAUAGAACAGUUCAGAGACUAGUGUGCAAUUUCCUGCCUGGCGGCAAUAUAAAGGAGCAAAGUGUUUAUAAUGAAGGAAAUCCUUGCAGUGACUGUCCUUAUAAUAGUGACUGUGAUUCAAAAUAUACAUUUCUAUGUGGGCAGAUUAGUGUCUUCAAAGAAAAUGUCGAAAGGAGAGUCAACAUCCAAUAUUCGAAUAUUUUAAUAAACAACACUUCGACAGACUUAGACACCAAUAAAGAUUAUUCCAAUGAAAAAUUAAGAGAAUCAAGCAAUGAUACAGAAACAGAUAUCGCAUUUGAUUUGUAUGCACAUCUCUUUAACGUCAGCAACUACGAAGCUACUACAAAAAAGGAAAGUGCUACUUUUUGUAAAAACCUGUUGGCUGUCGAUGAGUUCAUAGACUUAUUGAGAAAAAAAUUAAGUACAGAUAAUAUAUUUAGAGAAUUAUUACUUACAAAAGCUCCUGGCGGAGAAAGUCAAUAUACUGAUGCUAAGAUUGAUGCCAUAGUUAGUAAAAUAUAUAGCAAAAAAACACAAUCCACAACGACAAAGCCAACGGACAGUGAUAUCAUGAAUUCUACACUACUUGCAGAUUUAGUUGAAGCUGUCAUAUUUCGGAAUCGAGAUAAAAUGACUACACUUGAAGUUGUGUUUCCCAGUACAGAAGUUAUAGAGGCAAAAACAGUUCAGAUGCAAGCCGAAUUAGGUGAAAUACCACGUAACUUAGAAUUUACUGGACAUUACUUUUUCCCAGAAGAUAGUGAAGACGAUCAAACUGAUACGACAGAAUCUUAUUAUGAUCAGUCUAAUAUACCUGUAUCUGAAAUAAUUAUGGAACUUGAAGAAUUAAAAAGAAAACAACAUACAAGAGAUUUUGUAGAAGAAAUUCUUGAAUCUGAUUCUAAUGCAAACACAGUAACAAAAAGUCAUAUUAUAGCAAGUGAUAAUAAUAUGAAUGGUAAUUGA